Perognathus longimembris pacificus (Pacific pocket mouse) is the source of this 1436-nucleotide messenger RNA. It is a transcript of the gene Cpb1, whose product is annotated as carboxypeptidase B1. Gene Ontology annotation, biological process: proteolysis. The transcript is spliced from 11 exons. Lineage: Eukaryota; Metazoa; Chordata; Mammalia; Rodentia; Heteromyidae. The record is from RefSeq and is a predicted model, not a curated record. Gene Ontology annotation, molecular function: metallocarboxypeptidase activity; zinc ion binding. Bases 4 to 1257 code for a protein of 417 amino acids.
ACAAUGUGGCUGUUACUUGUUCUGUUGGGUGUGGCCUUGGUGUCUGCUCAUUCUUCGGUUGAGCAGUUGGAAGGCAAUAAAGUUUUCCGUGUCAGUGUCGAAGAUGAAGACCACAUCAAGUUAAUUCAUGAGCUGGCCAGAGCCCACCAGAUUGACUUCUGGAAGCCAGAUUCAGCCACACAAGUCAAACCUCACAGCUCGAUUGACUUCCAUGUCAAAACGGAAGACUCAGCCAUGGUGGAGGACUUCCUGGGGCAGAAUGAGCUGCAGUACGAGGUGCUGAUCAACAACCUGAGACACGCGAUGGAGGCUCAGCUGGACAGCCUGGGCCGCGCCACGGGACACAGCUACACCAAGUACAACAACUGGGAAACGAUAGAGGCUUGGACUCAGCAAGUGGAAGCCGAGAACCCGGACCUGGUCUCUCGUAGUGUCAUUGGGACCACCUUUGAAGGACGAAACAUGUACCUCCUCAAGGUCGGCAAAGCUAAACCCAAUAAGCCAGCUAUCUUCAUAGACUGCGGAUUCCAUGCAAGAGAGUGGAUUUCUCCUGCAUUUUGCCAGUGGUUUGUAAGAGAGGCUGUGCGCACCUACAGAAAAGAGAUCCAAAUGACCUCACUUCUGGACGAGCUGGACUUCUAUGUCCUGCCUGUGGUCAACAUCGACGGCUACGUCUACACCUGGACCAAGGACCGCAUGUGGAGGAAGACCCGCUCUGUCCAGGCUGGAUCUUCCUGUGCUGGUGUCGACCCCAACAGAAACUUCAAUGCUGGAUGGUGCAAAAUUGGAGCUUCUCGAAGCCCCUGUUCUGACACUUACUGUGGACCUGCUCCAGAAUCUGAGAAGGAGACCAAGGCCCUGGCGGAUUUCAUCCGCAGCAAGCGCUCCUCCAUCAAAGCGUACCUGACCAUCCACUCCUACUCACAGCUGCUGCUCUACCCUUACUCCUAUGACUACCUGCUGCCUGAGAACAACAAGGAGCUGAAUGCCUUGGCGAAGGCUGCGGUGAAGGAACUCGCCUCCCUGCAUGGCACCAAAUACACCUAUGGCCCCGGAGCUACAACAAUCUACCCUGCCGCUGGCGGCUCUGAUGACUGGGCUUACGAUGAGGGGAUCAAAUAUUCCUUCACCUUUGAACUCCGGGACAAAGGCAGAUACGGCUUUGCACUUCCUGAGUCUCAGAUCCGCCCGACCUGUGAGGAGACCAUGCUUGCUGUCAAGUACAUCGCCAACUAUGUCCUCAAUAACCCAUACUAGCCACGAGUGCCGGGUAGCCCACUGUACGAUGAUCUGUCCACUUCUCUCUAUCCUGAAUUCUCAUCUCCAUGGGGCUGAAUGAAGGUUGUAUACUUCCUAAUCUUUCUUUUCUUAAGCUUCUGGGUCUAUUAAACUACUUGGGUCUUUUUAAACUGGUGAUAAUAAAAGUGAAUCGCUGU